Messenger RNA from Cyprinus carpio (common carp), 1892 nucleotides. RefSeq names its product hydroxysteroid 17-beta dehydrogenase 7 (gene hsd17b7). Gene Ontology annotation, biological process: cholesterol biosynthetic process. Lineage: Eukaryota; Metazoa; Chordata; Actinopteri; Cypriniformes; Cyprinidae. The record is from RefSeq and is a predicted model, not a curated record. Gene Ontology annotation, cellular component: endoplasmic reticulum membrane. Gene Ontology annotation, molecular function: 5-alpha-androstane-3-beta,17-beta-diol dehydrogenase (NADP+) activity; 3-beta-hydroxysteroid 3-dehydrogenase (NADP+) activity; estradiol 17-beta-dehydrogenase [NAD(P)+] activity.
UCCAUACACAGACACAGGUGAAAUACCGCGUUAGAAACGGUUACGAAGGGAAAGGACAGUAUCACAGGUAGCAUAGUGAUAUAUUGUAUGAAUGUAAAGGUAGGAUGAAGAAAGUAGUGUUGGUAACCGGUGCAAACAGUGGUAUUGGCCUUGCUCUGUGUGAGCGUCUGUUAAGCCAGGAUGCCCAGCUGCAGCUCUGUCUGGCCUGCAGGAACAUGCAGAGAGCUGAGGCUGCCCGACAGGCUCUUCUAGUGUCUCACCCUCAAGCUCAGGUUACUCUGCUGCACUUAGACGUGGGCAACAUGCGCUCUGUGCUCAGGGCUGCUGAGGAGUUCAAGCAGAAGUACAACAGAUUGGACUAUCUGUAUCUCAAUGCUGGUAUCAUGCCUAAUCCCAGGGUAGAUCACAAAGCCUUUUAUAAAGGCCUGUUUUCUAGUAAUGUGGUUCACAUGUUUGCCACGGGGGAGGGUCUUCUGACCCAGGAAGAUAAGGUCACACCCAAUGGUUUGCAGGAGGUGUUUGCCACUAAUCUAUUUGGUCAUUUCCUUCUGGUGAGAGAACUGGAGCCAUUAUUGUGUCAGAUGGACCACAAUUCUCUAGUGAUCUGGACAUCCUCCAGCAAUGCCCGGCGAUCGGCUUUUAGUCUAGAUGACAUACAGCAUCAGAAAGGCCGUGAGCCCUACAGCUCCUCGAAAUAUGCGUCUGAUCUACUUAGUUUAGCCCUAAACCGUCACUACAACAACCGUGGAUUGUACUCAUCAGUGAUCUGUCCUGGUCUGGUCAUGACUAACCUCACCUAUGGCAUUCUACCAUCAUUCUUCUGGACUCUCAUCAUGCCAAUUAUGUGGCUUAUAAGGAUUUUUACCAACACUUUUACCCUCUCACCUUACAAUGGAGCAGAUGCUUUGUUUUGGCUGUUCAUGCAGAAACCCGAGUCACUGGACCCGAUGGCCAAAUACCACAGUUUGACCUCUGGGCUUGGAAACAAUUACACCCAACCACACAAGAUGGAUAUUGAUGAAAACAUGUCAGAGGCCCUCUAUGUGAAGCUAUUAGAACUUGAGGAUACAGUGCGGAAGAAACUGAGAGGCGAGGAUGUAGAUAUCAAAGCGAAAAACUAAAUAUGGACUCAAUACCUCAUGCAUUCUAUCUGCUCUCAUGUAUGAGCUACUUAUACGUAUUGUGCAAUUUAUAUUGGUUUUGUGCAGUGCAUUCCAAGUUGAAUGGUUUUUACCAUUGUAGUCAGUCUCUGACUCUGAUGAAAAUGGAACUACAAUCAUGUAUUUUUAGCUGUUUUUAAUGUCCAUUUUAUUUUGCCCCCAAAUGGCCUUCUUCCAAGAUUUUCUGAUUAAUACGAAAAAAAGCACAGGCUGUGAAAAAGGAAACCAAAUCUGGUCUUUCCAGUGAAUAAAAAUGUGUCUGGAACUUUAUAUGUACAUUUUACAAUUAAUAAUUCACCCAAAAAGUAUAAACUCUUUAUAGUGUUUGUUUUAAGAUUUCAAUUUAACUUUACCUGGACAGUAUUUUACAAAUCUGAUCCUUUUUUCUACAAACAAACAAACAAAAAAGUUAAAGACUCAUUCUUGCGAUACACUCGCAGUACAGAUACAUGUGCAACUGAGACUUCUAUUCUCUUUUUUUCUGUGUUAGCUCUCAAUGUUUCAAUUCCAAAUGUACAAAUCAAAUGCAACAAAAUAGUAUUAAGUGCCUUGUAACAAUUUAUUUAACUACAUAGCAUUAAAUUAAUAUACAUAUCAGAAACUAAUGAUUGUAAUACUCUGGAUGAGAGUUGGCAAUGUAGGGAGAUUUCAGAUAUUGAUGGGUCGCCAUGGUGACGAAGAUCAUAAAGAUGCAUCCCUGUGUUAAUAAAGAAACGUGCAUGCUGAAACCAA